AUGCCUCAAUGCAGCUCUCGCGCCUCCUGUUCGGCCUCAGCUGGCUGCUGCUGCCCGUAGCCCUCGCCGGCACCGCGUGGCUGUACCUGUACCCGCUGUUCCACGGCUGCGCGUUCCCCGCGCCCUCGGCCACCUCGCUCCCGCUGCUCGCCGCCCGCGCCCCCUUCCGCCUGCUCGCCCUCGGCGACCCGCAGCUCGAGGGCGACUCGUCGCUGCCCGACCCCUCCGCGCCCGUGUUCCCCUCGCUGCAGCACGUCGCUCAGGACCUGCGCAAUGCCCGCUACGACCCGCCCGACGUCCGCGACAUCCUGCUUGCGGCUGCGCAUGGCGCGCUGGGCGACGCCGCCGCCUGGCUCGAGGGGUGUCGCAAGGCCGUCGAUCUGUGGGGCAACGACUGGUACCUCGCGCACAUCGUGCGCAGUCUGCGCUGGUGGACGGAGCCCACGCACGUCGCGGUGCUGGGGGACCUGCUGGGCAGCCAGUGGGUGUCGGACGGCGAGUUUGAGCGGCGCGCGGGCCGCUACUGGGGGACGGUGAUGCGCGGGCUGCAGCGCGUGCCGGACGCGGUCAUGGGCGUGCAGCCCGCGAGCGACCACUACGACGACCCGGGGUACGAGCACAAGCCGACGUGGGGCGGGUCGACGGAGGUGCUGGGCGCAGACCCGGCGUGGGCUCAGCGCGUGAUCAAUAUCGCGGGAAACCACGACAUCGGGUACGCGGGCGACAUCGACGCGGCGCGGGUGUCGCGCUUCGAGCGCGCGUUCGGCGCCGUGAACUGGGACCUGUGGCUCACGCUGAACACCACGGACAACUCGACCGCGCCCCCGCCGGCCCUCCGCCUCAUCGUCCUCAACACCAUGAACCUCGACACGCCCGCCCUCACCCCCGCGCUCCAGGACGACACGUACGCCUUCCUCAACCACCUGAUCGCCUCCUCGCAGCCCACGACCUCGCGCUCCCACGCCUCCAUCCUGCUAACCCACAUCCCGCUGCACAAGCGCGCGGGCCUGUGCGCCGACGCGCCGUUCUUUGAUUUCUUCGAGUCUGGGCUCGGCGGCGGCGUGCGCGAGCAGAACAUGCUGUCUGAGCACGGCAGCCGCAUCGUGCUGGAGAGCGUGUUCGGGCUGAGCGCGAGCGUGGACGCGGAGGGGCGCGGGCUGGGGCGCGCCGGCGUGGUUCUCAACGGGCAUGACCACGAGGGGUGUGAUGUGCUGCACUGGACGGCGCAGCCGGGGGCGGUGUGUGAGCCCUUGCACGAUAAUGUGCCGCUGGACGGCACAGGUACAGAUGCGCUGCCGGCGUCCGUCGCCAACGGCACCGCCUCAACCGACACUACACAAGAAGAAAGAGAAGACGGCUGGCGCGCCCGCCUCUUCGCCUCUCCCCCCUCGCCCGCAGAAACCGCCUGCCCCACCCCGCAGCUCCGCGAAAUCACACUGCGCAGCAUGAUGGGCGAAUUCGGCGGCCACGCGGGCUUCCUGUCCGCAUGGUGGGCGCCCGACAAGGGCGAGGCGGGCGAGUGGGUGCUCGAGUUUGCGAGCUGCGGCGCGGGCGUGCAGCACUGGUGGUGGGGUGUGCAUGCGGUGGAUCUCGUGGUCGUGGUGGGGGUGUUGCUGGGGUGGGUGGCGAGGGGGUGGGAGGUGUUGCGCGGCGGGAAGACUGCGAUCAAGAGUGGCAAGGAGGAGGGCAAGGUGGUCGGGGAGGAUGCGGCUGUGAGGGAGAAGAGCAGGGUGGUGCAUUUGCAGGUCAAGCCGGGGGCGAAGCGUAUGGCAGAGACGCAGCGCGCGUAGACUGUUGUUAUUGCACUUGUACUAUACGAUACACAGCGACUGGAGUUUAGAUUGGAACGCAUGGGGACAUGAUAGACACACGAAUACGCAGAGAACAUACACACGAA
Messenger RNA from Boeremia exigua, 1897 nucleotides. RefSeq lists its product as uncharacterized. Gene Ontology annotation, biological process: GPI anchor biosynthetic process. NCBI's taxonomy places the organism in Eukaryota, Fungi, Ascomycota, Dothideomycetes, Pleosporales, Didymellaceae. The transcript has a single exon. The record is from RefSeq and is a predicted model, not a curated record. The coding region runs from base 9 to 1790 and encodes 593 amino acids. Gene Ontology annotation, cellular component: endoplasmic reticulum.